AUGUUGGGGGCCGAAGACGCCGGGAAAGUUAGAAAUUUAAUUUCCUACAUUUGCUUGAGUGCUCUUUUAACAUUUUCGACUGAAAAAAGUGUCGUUUCCACGCAACAUCUCUCUCUCGAACAAUCGAAAAACAUCUCUCCGUAUUAUGUUUGAGCAUAAAAUCAGUAUUCAAGCAGCUGCUUUCUCUUCCUAAAUUCACCAUCUGCAAAGCCAUUAACCUGGCUCUUUUAAGGCUUCGAUUAACAAUUCAAUAAACAAAAAUGGUGAAUUUGAUGUUAGAAAUCAAAGGUGACUUGGAGAAUCUCACCAAUCUCCAGCCGCAAGGUGGAUGUGACGACCCCAAUUUCUCUUACUACUUCAAGGUGAAAUGUGGGAAUUGUGGGGAAUUAAGCCAAAAAGAGACCUGCGUUACACUCUCAGAAACAGUCCAACUCCCCAAAAGCAAAGGCUCAGCCAAUCUAGUUCAGAAGUGCAAAUUUUGUGGAAGGGAUGGUAACAUUGUAAUGAUCCCAGGACGAGGCAAACCAUUGACUCUUGAAGACAGUGAAUCUGGAAAAUAUGUUCCAUUAAUGAUGUUUGACUGCAGGGGCUUUGAGCCUGUGGGUUUUUCUUUUAGAGAUGGAUGGGCAGCUGAAUCUACUUCAGGGACUAAAUUUGGAGAUAUAGACUUGUCGGAAGGUGAAUAUGUGGAGUAUGAUGAGAAAGGACAAUACCCUGUCGGAAUAUCCAACGUCCAAGAGAGAUUUGUUGUCGUUAAGUAGGCAUUAGCAUCCCGAUAGUUGGGAAACAAUCAAAAGGAAAACUCUGAUGGGCAAGCUUCACCAUGAAUUUUCUUAUGAUUUGGCCUUGGAUAUGGCUUUUGGAAUCGCCUUCUGCAUCAUAAACUUGUAACAGAUUCUGCAAUUGGUGCUAUGAUAUUGAUUAACACAUUGUUGAAGAGCUUUUGUAAAUUAUAAAUGCUUGUCAGUCUUUUUGUCUUCAUUCUUGAAGAGGCGUUUGAAUCACCGAAGGCGUUACAUGUCUUGUUCAUUACAGAACUCAUAGUUAGUCAUGUCGCAAGCUUUCUUUGAAAUGAAAUAUGGUGUCUUGAACUCAA
Messenger RNA from Amborella trichopoda, 1096 nucleotides. RefSeq lists its product as uncharacterized. NCBI's taxonomy places the organism in Eukaryota, Viridiplantae, Streptophyta, Magnoliopsida, Amborellales, Amborellaceae. Gene Ontology annotation, molecular function: zinc ion binding. The record is from RefSeq and is a predicted model, not a curated record.